AUGCUCUUUAUCAGAUACGUAAUUGCCAAAAGUACUUACCACCAGUAAGACACUAUCCUAAUAAAAUCAUUUUAGUUUGAGGAAUGCUUGAAAAACUAAACUAAUUUAUUGGAUUAGGUUGCUCGAUUAAGUUAUAAGCUAAACGAUUGGGUGGCUGUCGUUGAAACUCACAGCAUUUAAAUUGCUAAUUUGGAGGAAAAAUUUAACUAUUACAUUCAUGGGAAAAGCGGCGAAAACUUAUCUCCAGAUUUAAUUUCACUACUUGAAUAGAAAGAUAAAUAGACUGAUUAGAAAAUUUUAGAUUUGGAAGAUCGAGUACCUUCCCACUAAAAAAUAAAUAAUAUUCUAAGCUAAUAAUGUGAUCUCAUAAUGAUUAAUGAUUUCUACAGAAAUAGAUUAGGGCUUAUUGAAAAGAAAUUGAGAAUUAAAGAAGAGGAUCCUUAAGAACAAUAACUAAUUGAUAAGAUAAAAAGGUUAGAAGAAAAAAGUGAGAAUACAGUUUUAAGGACUGAAUUCAUGAAAGCUAAUUUUGACGAAAGAGUUAAGUUAAUAGAAUAAAAGGUUUAGGUAUAGAAAACCAUUUAUGGAGAUCUUUAAUCUGUUAUAAAUAAUAAUGACUAUGGGAAUUCUUUAGCAAACACAACGCGUGUCUAUAAUACUAGAAAUUAAAAUCACUUAUUACAGCCAUUGAUAGAUACUAAAUCUAUUGAAAGAGAUCUUAUUGACCCUAAAAUUAAAGAAAUAAAGGAUGAUGUUCAUAAAAAUAACGAAAAUACUGAGAGUAAAUUCAGUACAAUCACAAAAACUCUACAGCUAAUGAAUGAGAAAUAAGAAUCAUAAGACAGUGCAAUAAACUAGAAUAUCGAUAAGAUUUCGGAUUAAUUGGAUUAAAGCAAUCAGUUAAAUAUAGCUACCUUUAAGCAAAUUCUGGAUUUCAAGAUAUAAGAAAUACAGGAAAAAUAUUCAAUGCAGUCAGAGACUUAAAGGAAAGAGGUUUUGGAAAAAUUAACUUAACUUCAAAAAAUGAUAUAAAACAGAGCUCUGAAUAAAUCUACUGACACUUUUGAUUCACCAAACUUAUCAACUUCUAUUGAUUCGACCUCAGAAAGUAAAACAAAAAAGAUGCAAGAACAAUAAAAGCAACUAAUAAUAGUUGAAAUCUAAAAGCAAAUAAAUAACAUUAUAGACAUUAGUAGGAUAUAAGUUCUGGAAAAUGGAUAAAAAAAUUUGUAUGAGCUAAUUGAAUAACUUAGAAAAGAAUUUGAAUUUAUGAGAGAAUCGAUCUUUGAUGUCGUAAAUAAUUACAAAAGAGAAAAUGAGGCUCUAUAGAGAGAAAAUAAGAGGUUACUUAAUGUAUCCAGAGAUUUGGCAGUGGAAGCAAAUCAUUCGAAUGAAAGAAAAACCACAGAACUUCAUCAUCCAAAUGAUAGCAACAUUACUCUGUAUAAGUUUUAAAUGCCAACGCAUAGACAGAGAGUUUUAAAACCAAUUCAGACUAUUCAUUCAAGAAAUCAAACAAUAAAAAAUGUGUCCCAGUUUGUAAACUAAUCAAUUGAUGUGCUUCCAGAUUUGAUAGAUGCUCAAAAUCUUAUGAUUAAUAAUCCAUUAGAUCAAAGCAAGCUAAUGAAAAUAAAUGAAAAUCAAGACAGUCUCGACCAAAGCAUCUACCUUAAAACCCCAUCUAUAGUUACUAGAAAUAGAAAUGACAAUAAUCAAUCUGACUUUAAAAACAGAACUUAAGAGGCAUUUAAAUAGAGUUCUUUUAGUGGACAAAAUCUGAGACUAAAGAAGUUCACGUCUAUAUUUGAUCAUAUGAGACCAAGUUAGCACAAAUCACCUGAUCCUAUGUUAAGACUUCGUAAUAGUUUAAAUCACUGA
Molecule: messenger RNA, 1878 nt
Organism: Stylonychia lemnae
Lineage: Eukaryota; Ciliophora; Spirotrichea; Sporadotrichida; Oxytrichidae
Source: the annotation of a GenBank genome assembly